AUGAAGUCAGCAAUUUUCCUUGCAGCUCUCCCAGCCGUCAUCUUGGCUAACGGCAUCUGGAUCAAGAACCCUGUCGAGGGUGGAGACGCAUACUGGCGCAUAAAGCACACCAACACCAUCAAGUGGGGCGCUGACGGACACGACAACCCAGAAGCCUUCAGUGUUUACCUCAAGAACGACAAUCCUAAUGUAGACGGGAACAAUCUUGGUAUUGCAAACAAUGUCAAGACUACUGAUGGCUCAACCAAGAUUGAAAAGCUUCCAGACUAUGUCAAACCAAGCGAUGGCUGGAGAAUCGAAUUCGUGCAGGUAGACGACAUCAACAAUGUGUACACAUCCUCAUCUGACUUCAACAUUCGUGAGAAGGACGCACCAAGACCACCAGCACAGGAGGGAAGCGACCACGAUGAAAUCGACGAGGACAACAUUGAGGAGUCCAACAAUGAUGACGACAAGUCUAACAAAGACGACGACAAGUCCAAGACCGAAGAUGAAGACGCAAGCAGGACAUCCAAGUCAUACGUAAGCUCAGGCACAGCUAGCGUGAUGAAUAUGCCAUCUUCCUCAAGCUCCAAGUCAUCCUCUUCUACUUCACACUCAAUCCCUAACCCUACUCACAAUGCGCCAUCAAGCUCCGCAGAUCCCGAUAGCCAGGCCGCUAACGAUGAGGACUCUUCUGCUACAACGGCUGCCGUUUCUUCACUCUUACUCGCUACUCUCUCGCUCGCUAUCGCUACGACUGUUUUUUAA
Molecule: messenger RNA, 750 nt
Organism: Wallemia ichthyophaga EXF-994
Lineage: Eukaryota; Fungi; Basidiomycota; Wallemiomycetes; Wallemiales; Wallemiaceae
Exons: 2
Coding region: 1-750 (249 amino acids)
Source: RefSeq, a predicted model, not a curated record